Molecule: messenger RNA, 990 nt
Organism: Aspergillus japonicus CBS 114.51
Lineage: Eukaryota; Fungi; Ascomycota; Eurotiomycetes; Eurotiales; Aspergillaceae
Exons: 2
Coding region: 1-990 (329 amino acids)
Biological process (GO): retrograde vesicle-mediated transport, Golgi to endoplasmic reticulum
Source: RefSeq, a predicted model, not a curated record
AUGUCCUCUGCAGCCGAGGAGUCCCCGGCUCAGCGAGCUGCUCGCCUGCGUCGUGAGCGUCGCGAAGCCAAGAUCAAGGAAGGAGGUGCCGCUCGUCUCGAGAAGAUCACCAGUUUGAGUGGACGACCCCCCGCCAGUGUCCACGAGGAACCCUCAUCAUCGCCCAGCCCGCAACCCGAAUUCCUAUCACAACACACCGCACCGCCGCCACCAGCACCAGUCUUUCCCACCACAGCCCCAACCCCGGCCCAAUCCCAAACCAACCCUCCUACCUUCCCCGACCACUCCCAGGCAGAGUCCGAACUCGAUCCCGAGACCCUCCAAGCCCAACAAGAACUCUUCCGUGCUCUGCUCCGCCAACCGGCGCCCUCCCCCAACCCACAACAGCAACUCCGCGGUCCCGGCGGCGCUGCCGCCCCCAACCCAGCCGGCGACCUGCUCGGCCUCGACGCCCAAGACCCGACGCUCAAGCUCCUCAACUCCCUCAUGGCCUCCAGCUCCGGCGGCGGCGGCAGCGGCAACCCCCUCGAGAACCUCAACCUGGCGGACCUUGGCCUCGGCGACGGCAAGGAAUCCUCCACCGACUUGCUCACCAACCUGGGCCUGCCGCCGUUCCUGGCCAACCUGAUCGGCAACGCCAUGCGCAAGAAGACGGACGCCGAGAAGCGCGAGAUCAUGAUCUGGAAGGUGGUUCACUUGGUCUUCGCCGCCGUCGCGGGGCUGUACCUGCUCUUCGUGCUGGGGUCGGCCGUGAGCGUGUACGGGCGGGCGCCGCCGGCGCCGGCGACGGCCCGGGAUCCGUUCACGGUGUUCAUGACCGGGGAGGUGGUGUUGACUGGGGCGCGGGCGCUGUUGCGGUCGCGGGAGCAGGGGGGUGGGUUCGGGUUGGGGAUGGGCGUGCAGCUGGUGCGGGACGUGAUGCGGGACGGGAGCUUGGUGGUGUUUGUGUUUGGGUUGGCGUCGUGGUGGUAUGGAGAGCGAUUGGUCUGA